Aspergillus uvarum CBS 121591 is the source of this 2374-nucleotide messenger RNA. RefSeq lists its product as uncharacterized. Lineage: Eukaryota; Fungi; Ascomycota; Eurotiomycetes; Eurotiales; Aspergillaceae. The transcript has 2 exons. The record is from RefSeq and is a predicted model, not a curated record. Bases 143 to 2008 code for a protein of 621 amino acids.
CUUAUACGCAAACUUUUUUUUUCGGUCUCUUUUCACAACAUCAAUCAGUACUAGGAAGGGUGGUUAUUCUAGCGCUUGUAUCGCACCCCGAGAGCCACCUGUGCGGAGCGAUUCAGUGGCUGUUGAGGUCAGCGCGUCGCAAAUGAGCAACCCUCCUCCACCGAAUGUCGCGCAACCACAAACGAACGAGCGUGCCUCGUUCCAGGCACCGACAAGAGCCAGCUUAGCAAGAGCACACCCCACUCUCCUCGAACGCGCGCUGAGCAGAUCGCCCGUGCGAAGCCCACAGAGACCGACUCAGGCGGAUGCACGGGCUGUCGGCUUGAGAGACCGGAAGGCUCUCAGACCAUCAUUGACUUCAUCCGGCAGUCCACUGAAACACCGCAAGAAGGCGAAGCCGUCGCCCCGACUAUCAAGCAGUCUCAAUGUCUUUGCUGCGCCACCGAGGCGAGUCUCAACUCGAAUAACCGCCGCUGAUUUGGCUUUUGGGUCCCCCGCUUCGACGCAGCGGAGUCUCGAGGAACCGCGACACAUCAAUACGCCAGGUGACCAACUGACAUCGGAGCUGGGUAGCGUGACCGGGGAUCUGGACGUGACUGGGGACCUCAGUCAGUCUUCUUUACAGGAGAUACUCGAAGAGCCGGAUCUCCCGCCGACACCGACACAGCUGGGGUUGGAACUGCCCCCGGGACGCUCAAAGGGGCUUCUUAGCAGCAGCCCUAGUUCACAACAAGCGAAAUGGGGGAGACGACGAACGACGGACAACCCUGAGCAAACACCCUCGAGAUUGAGGAGCGUCGAUUAUGGCGAGGCGGACGAUACGACGAAAUCGGGACCCACCAUGGAUUGGGUGUCGUUCCCGGAGCACAUCUUGAAAAAGCGAAAGCUGAGGAAUGAGCUCUCUGACGAGCUGGAACAACUCAAGAAGGAGAUUGCCGAAUUGGAAGAUUGGUCAAAGGAGUUGAGCCAGGGCGAUGAACACACCGAACGUGACUUGUCAAAGUUAAUUGCCCUGCUAUCAUCCGCUCACCCUACCGAAACAGCGCCAUCUGGUCCUCGCUCAACUGCGACAUCGAUCCCGUCUCUUAUCGCGGCUUUGCUUCCGUUCGCUACGAAGAUCCCCCCACCACCGACUGAAGAUACACUACCGAUCAAUCCGUUCGCGCUGGACGAACAUGCCCACAAGAAACCUUAUCUCACAGCUUUUGCACCAUUGGACCUCACCGCAUUCUCAGAGCUUGUCCCAUCAACCCCAACUGAGCCCUCCCUGGAGAGACAUGUUCUAACUUUCACCGCGCCGCAUCCGUUUCCUUCCAAUCGCUUCCAUGUAGCCAUUACGUAUGAUGCCAACCCACAGACACAAACACUGGUCUCAAUACGAGUACCACCUACAACCAAAACCGACAAGGCCAGAAUGCCCGCCUCCUUACAGCAUUGGACGGAGAUCCGACUCGCCAACCCGCUCCUGAGUCUUGACAUCACGGGACUUUGCUGGGGGAUCAAUCGGUACUGGGAAGCUGUAAUAUCACGGGCACAGCUGUGGUCGCAGAUGGAGGAGCAACAUGCAGAUUUGAUCCCUGGCCAUAGGAGGCCCGGUGCCUCCCCAGCAGCAGGCCCCGACAAAUCAAGCACGCUGGAUCUGCGCCGCAUUCUGCCUCACCUCGAGCGAACGUCUAUACUCUUUGAAUCGAAGGCCAGACGCCUCAGCCUGCUUCUCUCCUGUGAGUUGAGAAUCGACGAAUGGUCCAGCGAACCCCAGCUUGUCCCCGGAAUCAGCAUUUCGAGCAUCACCUCCGACGGGGCUCCUGGCCGAAAAGUCGAGCAAGAGUGUAAAAAGCUGUUUCAUACUAUGUUGACGGAGAACCAAGACAGCCAGCCUGAAGGCGCCACCGACGACUCCAGCGAAACCCAGACCGGCGCCAUAUUGCGGGCUACGCAGUGCGUUGUAAAAGUUCUGUUUGGAAAUAGGGGUGAGCUCGAUCAUGGUUCCGUGCAUGGUACACCUUAAGAGAUAUCGGACAUACGGGUUCAGAAAUGUCUAGGUAAUGACCAAGUGUGUUUACACGCAUCUAUGUCUAUGGCGUUUGAUUGAAUUCAUGCGUGUGGCGUUGUUGCGUGCUAAGGUUUGGCGUGUUUCUUGUUUCGAAUCGGGGAGUUUCCAUGAGUACUUGUUUGGUAUAGGGUUGAGGCACAGUUUAUAGCACGGGCCAUUUUAAGGGAAACUCUGUUGUGGGAGGUACAGUGAAAUGAUUUAAUUUGCAUACGAUAGGCUGCUGGGCCGGGUGUGAUAGGGAGAGAGGUUCCGAAUGCAAGCUUCCACCCCCCGACAUGCCUGCACAUGUUAAUCAGGAAGAAUGACAGCAUCGAAUCUUUU